AUGGCUGAAUCCAAAUCGCAACGAUAUCCGCGUGUUUGGUUUAUUACCGGAUGCAGCUCAGGCUUCGGCAAUAUUUUCGUUUCCGCCAUAUUGGCAUCGGGUGAUCGUGUAAUUGCCACAGCGCGGGAUAUCAGUACCUUGUCAGAUUUCGCUCACUGUGACAAUGUCAAAGUGUUAGAGCUAGAUAUCACGGACUCUCAAGAUUCUUUGGAUGAGAAUGUCUCCAAGGCCAUCGCUAUGUUUGGUCAUAUCGAUGUCCUUGUCAACAAUGCAGGAUACGUUCUUUACGGUGUGUUGGAAGAAUUAAGGUGCGGGAUUCUACUUUGCGUGACACUGUGGUUCCUGGGACCUUUAGUUGACUUUUGCCUUUUAUGUUAUAUCAACAGCCAAUCCCAAAUACUUAAUCAAUUCAACACCAAUUUUUUUGGUCCCCUCAAUCUGACACGCGCUGUUUUACCCCACAUGCGAUCGCGUCAAUCCGGAACCGUCAUAUUCAUGAGUAGCAUAGCUGCAUGGAAGGGCGUUGCCGUUGGUGGACCAUACAGUGCUUCCAAAUUUGCGCUUGAAGGAUUUGUUGAGAGUCUAAAGAAAGAGGUGGCGGCGUUCGGAGUAAACUUGCACCUGGCAGUACUCGGCCAAUUUAGGACUGAUAUCCUUUCCGCCCAUCGAAGACAGUCAGGGCGAGGUGCUAAUUCAAUCCGCGACUAUGAUGCCGCUGUUUAUGCUUUCAAAAACAGAUUGGAGCAAACCAACGGCAAACAGCCUGGAGACCCGACACAGGCGGUAGAGCGAAUCAUGGAUCUCGUGUAUCGCAGAGGACAUUUCGCUGGGCAGGAAGAGCUCCCUUUACGUAUUGUGCUCGGAUCAGAUGCUGUGGCGAUCGUUCGUGGAGAAUGCCAGCAAAUGCUAAAUGAUCUAAAGAAGCAAGAGGAAUACGGAAGAAGUACGGACUAUCAAGGUACAGCUGGAGUUGGAAAAUAUGAAUAG
Penicillium robsamsonii is the source of this 987-nucleotide messenger RNA. Its product is annotated as SDR family oxidoreductase. The record is from RefSeq and is a predicted model, not a curated record. Bases 1 to 987 code for a protein of 328 amino acids. The transcript is spliced from 2 exons. NCBI's taxonomy places the organism in Eukaryota, Fungi, Ascomycota, Eurotiomycetes, Eurotiales, Aspergillaceae.